ACAUACAUGUUACAUGUGUUACAUGUGUGUUAUACCAAGCCCUGACCUGCCUCUGAAUUCUUCAGGGGUAUCAGUGUUGUUAAGGAGGCUCCCAUGGUUGAGAUCAAUAUUAUGUGACAGAAAAACAUUUCACUCUGAGAAAACAUUUUGACACAAUUCCUCCUCUCUUUGGAAUGUAUGAACACAGUAAUUAAUUUUUGCACAUUAAUGUUGUUGGAAAAUAUUUGAGGAAAUUAAGUGAAGCAACUGAAAUAAUGUGUAAACUGGCUGACAACCAGAAAACACCAACAUUGGUGGUGAAUUACAAAAUGUACAGAUCUGGGUCUCUACUGCAGAAAGAUCCAAAAGGCAUAAAAAACUGGACGAGUCAUAAUUUUCUCCUCCUAAAUUCAAAUAAAACAGAAUUAAUUUUAUUUGGCCCAAAACACCUGAGAGAAAAAUUAUCUAAUUAAAUACCAACCCUAGAUGGUGUUGCUCUAACUCCCAGUAACACUGUGAGGAACCUGGGAGUGAUCUUUGACCAAGACUUAUCCUUCAACUCCCACAUUAAACAGGUCUGCAGGACCUCCUUCUUUCACCUGCGUAAUAUUUCUAAAAUCAGGAACAUGCUGACUCAAAGCAAUGCUGAGAAAUUAAUCCAUGCAUUUGUUACCUACAGAGUAGACUGCUGUAAUUCCUUGUUAUCAGGGGCCCCAAUAACUGCCUAAAAAGUCUCCAACUCGUUCAAAACGCUGCAGCAAGAGUUCUCUCAAGAACCAGCAGGAGAGAUCAUAUCACCCCAAUAUUAGCUUCCCUUCACUGGCUUCCUGUUAAAUCUAGAAUAGAAUUCAAAUUCCUGAAGUCUUGAACUAAUAAUAUUCUAAUAAUAUUAUUAGAAUAUCUUAAUAAUGCGUUUAAUAGACAUCUAUAAGACGAGUGGUUUCUGUAAGGGAUUUAAAUUUGGAACAAAAGUAAACGUCUAGCAAACGUCUAAAUUUAUACAAUAGACGUUCAUUAGCGGUUAUUUAAACUUCAAAGAUCAAAAGAGGCAUAUACAUUUGGUGUAUAAAUGAACGUCUGAUAAAUGUCUAAGUUUAGACGUCUACAAAUUGACGUAUAUUAAUGGUUAUUUAAACAUCUAAGAUGAGACGAGGCGUACAGACGCAGACGGCAAAAAGACGGCUAAUGCUUAGACGUCUAAAAGACGUCUGAGCCAGUGUUGCCAACUGCCCAGUAAGAAAAGUCGCUAUUGGCUGUCCUAAAAGUCGCCAGAAGUCGCUAGAUGACAUCAUCACCUAAUGUGCAUAAUUGGCAAUUUGCAUGUAAUUGUAAUGGAUGCUGUAGGAGAGAGGAAUAACAUCGUGGGUGAAGCAAAAAGUGAGCUAAUAACACCCUCAAUAUGUUUAGAAUACAAAUGAACUGACAAAAGUGUGACAGUGAAGAAACAUUUAACAUGUCCAUUCCGCUCUCUGACCCAGGAUGGGAGCAGCGCCGGAUUUGCGCACACUCUAUUCAUUUAAAGUGUGGAGGCGGAGCGGUGUGGGUCUGCUCUCUGCUCUGACUGCAGCAGGGAGCGCUGCGUGACACUGACCGCUUGGACUGAAAGUCAUCGAGUCAGUCAAGUAUAAAGUUUACAGAACAAAAUAAAGACAAAAUGGCCCCAACACUGAACCAGAAUCCACAGCCUGGGGACCUGAUUGAGUUCUUUCGAAUCGCCUAUCAGCACUGGGCCGUGUAUGUUGGCGGUGGUUACGUUGUUCACUUGACAGGAGCCUCUGAUGGCCCGGGUUCCAGUUCCAACAGUUUUUCAUCUGCUCCGAAUAAGAAGGCCCUGGUGAAGAAAGAGAAGCUGCAGGACGUAGCUGGAACAGACGACUGGACAGUCAACAACAUCCUGGACAAGACGUCCAGGCCCCGGCCGGUGGAUGACAUUGUGAAAGAUGCCUGUGCUCUGGUGGGCAAAGAGAUGUCGUACCACGUCUCCAAGAGCAACUGUGAACAUUUUGCCACUAAGCUGCGCUACGGCAGACCACUGUCCCUGCAGGCAUUGCUGACUUUCGGUGCCAUAGGAAUCGUUGCGGCAAGCCCGUUGGGAUGGGGCGGAGCCGCUGUCAUGACUGUGGGUGUCAUAGCUUACCGUGUCCUAAAGUGGAGUGGCUCGUUGUCAUGAAACAGCUUAAAAGAGGACAAAGCCACACACUGAUGCACAUCAGCAAAGUGUCACUGAUACCACUGCUUGAAUAACUUAAAAGUAUCUAUAAUCCAGCAGAAAUAUUAUCAUGUUUACCUUCAUCUGUCUUUAGCUGGGUGAUUUGGGACAAAGUCCUUCUAUUCUCAGAGAACAAAGUGAGAUUGACAAAUACUUUUUUCUAUGAAAGUACCUCGUUCAAAUGUUUGAGUUUCAAUUUCAGAUGGUGGCUAAUAAUGUAAUUUAGAUUGUGAAAAGUUUUUCUAUGUAUGAAACCUUCAUGUAAUAAUCAUACAUAUAAAGUAUAAAUAAAAAGUUGCUGUAGCUCCAUGGUGA
Salarias fasciatus (jewelled blenny) is the source of this 2503-nucleotide messenger RNA. RefSeq names its product phospholipase A and acyltransferase 3-like. The record is from RefSeq and is a predicted model, not a curated record. Gene Ontology annotation, cellular component: cytoplasm. The transcript has 5 exons. Gene Ontology annotation, biological process: N-acylphosphatidylethanolamine metabolic process. NCBI's taxonomy places the organism in Eukaryota, Metazoa, Chordata, Actinopteri, Blenniiformes, Blenniidae. The coding region runs from base 1634 to 2149 and encodes 171 amino acids. Gene Ontology annotation, molecular function: A2-type glycerophospholipase activity; glycerophospholipid phospholipase A1 activity.